AUGGAGGAAGCGGAAAACCAGCUGGCCUUCCUUGACGCCCUCGUCUUUCGCAAUGAUUGUGGUGGCCUAAAGACUAAGGUAUUCAGGAAAGCGACAAACGCGAUGCAAGUACAUAAAUACAACAGCAACCAACCAAUCAGCCACAAACGCAGUUGCGUAAGGGUGCUCUAUCGGCGUGUUGAGACGCACUGCAGUGAACUAGAAGAUAAAGUUGCCCAGGUAGAAUACCUUCGACCGGUGUUCAGAGAAAAUGGGUACCAGCGCAACUUCGUCAACCGGUGCUUGCGCAAACGAGAUCGCCAACAAAGUCGCACCGACCCCAACAUUUGGCGACUACAAGGCACAUAUGUUAAGUGCAGAAAUCUGGGAGCUGCACCUAACUUAGUUUGCUCACAGUUCGCCUAA
This is a messenger RNA of Dibothriocephalus latus, 405 nucleotides long. Lineage: Eukaryota; Metazoa; Platyhelminthes; Cestoda; Diphyllobothriidea; Diphyllobothriidae. The record is from the annotation of a GenBank genome assembly.